AUGACGCCGGGUUUAUCGCAACACGAGGCGUUCGACUGUCAGUUGCUGUUUCGCAGUGAACACGAACAGUUGCUGCGCAAAGCGGAGAGCUGUCGACGAGGCCAAGUGUUGUUCGGGCUGCCGACUGUGAAUCUGGAGGAGCUGAAGCGCAUAGGACGUCAACUGGAGCUGUUGCAACGGCUCUACGGUCUCUACAGCGAAGUCAACCGGACGGUGGCCAGUUACUCGGACACGGCCUGGCGCGAUGCCGACCUCGAGAUGGUCGAGAUGCAACUGAUCGACUUUGAAGCCAAGUGA
This is a messenger RNA of Protopolystoma xenopodis, 297 nucleotides long. NCBI's taxonomy places the organism in Eukaryota, Metazoa, Platyhelminthes, Monogenea, Polystomatidea, Polystomatidae. The record is from the annotation of a GenBank genome assembly.